UUUUAGUUUUAAUCUCAAAUGUACAUAAACCGUAUAUACACGCACAUUUUACGAUAUACAGUUAUCUAACAGGAACUUCUCUUAGCUAUACAAAGUGAUUUUCGUAAAAUGGAGAUUCCGGUAACCAUUGACAACGAGGUUAAUGACGUAUUUGUCAAAAAAGGGGAACUUCCUUUAUCAGCACAAAGUGCUUAUUCUGCGAUUCCAACAAGUCGCGAGGAAGCCAGACAAUUUACCUAUUUUAACAACGAAAAGAAGAUCACAAGUAAUUCAACAUAUGACCGACUGUUUAAGUGGGGUGAUGGUUUCAACAAUAAACUUCAUCGUUGUGACAGAGAACAUGCAAAGAGUAGAGGACUUACAGUUCAUGAUGAGGAGUUCAACAAACCUCGUCCCGCAUUGACGUCAACAGAUUACGGACACAAACUUCAUCUUCAUGUUGACCAUCCAGAUCGCAAACAUGUUCGAAUCAUCAAAACAAAAGAAUUUCUCUCCAACAAUGGAAUUACUUUCUCUGUGGAGCAAGGUUAUGGAAAGGUCACCCCAGCAUGAAUGGGAGAAUCGAAAACAGGGAUGAGUGUGGUGCUUUAAUGUAAUUGUGUUGUGUGGGUUUACUGUUAAUCAUGUUUUUUCUGUAACAACUGAUUUUAAAUGUCACUUAAAACUUAAUAACAGACUGGUGUUUGCUUAUAUAUAUACAUAAACACUGUAUUUAGCCAUUUGUAGCUUGCUGCCUGAUCACAAUGAACCAUAUUUUCUGCAUAUGUUGAUUUAGUUUAGUUUCUGCAGGAGGUUAAUACCUGUGUUGUUUUGUAACUUAAAUAAAUAUAAUAGCUAUACUUUUGAAUAGUCUGUGUGUAUCAGCUAUAUUCGCCACGGAGUUGAAGCAUUGGUGUAAAAAUACAUUCAUACACCA
Molecule: messenger RNA, 916 nt
Organism: Ciona intestinalis (vase tunicate)
Lineage: Eukaryota; Metazoa; Chordata; Ascidiacea; Phlebobranchia; Cionidae
Product: protein C5orf49-like
Source: RefSeq, a predicted model, not a curated record